This is a messenger RNA of Knipowitschia caucasica, 1653 nucleotides long. NCBI's taxonomy places the organism in Eukaryota, Metazoa, Chordata, Actinopteri, Gobiiformes, Gobiidae. The record is from the annotation of a GenBank genome assembly.
AUGGAGCCAAACAAUCUACAGAAAGCCAUUGCAGUUGCAACGAAGGCUUCACAGGAAGAUCAGGCUGGAAACUAUGAAGAAGCUAUUCGGUCCUAUCAACAUGCAGUCAAGUACUUUUUGCACAUCCUGAAACGUGAGCCCCAAGGCAAGGAUGGGAACCAAAAGAUACGAGACAGUUGUAAGAAAUACCUCGACAGAGUGGAAGAACUGCAAGCCUAUUUAGAUAAUAAACAGCGAUUGGCCGCUAUGGCGAACAAUAAUUUACAGAAAGCUAUUGAUCUCGCAAGCAAAGCUGCCCAGGAAGAUAAAGCUCAAAAUUUUGAUGAGGCUCUACGAUUGUAUCAAGCUGCUGUCCAGUACUUCCUUCAUGUUGUAAAAUAUGAAGCCCAGGGUGACAAGGCGAAACAGAGUAUUCGAGCAAAAUGCGCUGAAUAUCUGGACAGAGCUGAGAAAUUGAAAGAAUAUCUAAAGAAGAAAGAAAAAGCUCCUCCCUCAAAGCCUGUCAAAGAGUCUGGGAGUGAUGACAAAGGAAAUGAAAGUGAUGAAGGCGAUAAUCCAGAGAAAAAGAAGUUUGAAAAUCAGCUUUCAGGUGCCAUUGUUAUGGAGAAACCUAACAUCAAAUGGAAUGAUGUUGCUGGUCUUGAAGGAGCAAAAGAGGCUCUAAAAGAAGCUGUUAUUCUUCCAAUUAAAUUCCCACAUCUUUUUACGGGGAAGAGAACUCCAUGGAGGGGUAUUCUGCUAUUUGGACCACCAGGAACAGGAAAGUCAUACUUGGCCAAAGCUGUGGCUACAGAGGCAAACAACUCUACCUUCUUCUCCAUCUCCUCCUCUGACCUCGUCUCUAAAUGGCUUGGAGAAAGUGAGAAGCUAGUUAAAAGUCUCUUUUCCAUGGCACGAGAACACAAACCUUCAAUCAUCUUUAUUGAUGAAAUUGACUCUCUUUGUGGCUCACGAAGUGAAAAUGAGAGUGAAGCUGCCCGUCGUAUAAAGACAGAAUUUCUGGUGCAGAUGCAGGGAGUUGGAAAUGAUAAUGAUGGAGUACUUGUACUUGGAGCAACAAACAUACCAUGGACCUUAGAUUCAGCUAUUCGAAGAAGAUUUGAAAAGAGGAUUUACAUCCCACUGCCUGAGGAACAUGCACGUUCCUUCAUGUUCAAGCUCCAUCUGGGGUCCACCGCCAACAGUCUCACAGACUCAGACUUUGUAACGCUGGGCAAGAAGACAGAUGGUUACUCGGGGGCAGAUAUUAGUGUUAUUGUUCGAGACGCUUUGAUGCAGCCUGUUAGAAAGGUCCAGUCAGCAACGCACUUCAAAAAGGUGAGAGGGCCAUCAAGGGAUAACCCAGACAUGAUCAUAAAUGACCUUUUGACACCUUGUUCACCCGGUGAUCCCAAUGCCAUUGAAAUGACAUGGAUGGAAGUGCCAGGAGAGAAACUAUUGGAGCCAAUAGUGUGCAUGUCUGACAUGCUGAGAUCUCUCUCCAACACAAAGCCAACUGUAAAUGAUCAGGACCUUGGGAAGCUGAAAAAGUUCACAGAAGAUUUUGUCAAUACGGGUCGACUCCUCCUCCGGGAUCUGGACUACGCCACACCUUCUCCGUCCGCCGCCCAUAUCAAGCUGCGCUAUCCCCCCAGAAUCCGGCCCAGAAGCUAG